Messenger RNA from Gadus macrocephalus (Pacific cod), 1796 nucleotides. RefSeq names its product tripartite motif-containing protein 55-like. NCBI's taxonomy places the organism in Eukaryota, Metazoa, Chordata, Actinopteri, Gadiformes, Gadidae. Bases 8 to 1117 code for a protein of 369 amino acids. The transcript is spliced from 8 exons. The record is from RefSeq and is a predicted model, not a curated record. Gene Ontology annotation, molecular function: zinc ion binding.
GUUGACGAUGGACACCAUGGAUAACCUGGAGAAGCAGCUCAUCUGCCCCAUCUGCCUGGAAAUGUUCACCAAGCCGGUGGUAAUACUGCCGUGCCAACACAAUCUGUGUCGGAAGUGCGCCAAUGAUGUUUUCCAGGCGUCCAACCCCUACCUCCCGACCCGGGCGGGGGCGGUGACGUCGGGGGGUCGCUUCAGGUGCCCGUCGUGCCGGCACGAGGUGGUGCUGGACCGGCACGGGGUCUACGGGCUGCAGAGGAACCUGCUGGUGGAGAACAUCAUCGACAUGUUCAAGCAGGGGUCUACCAGCAGCAGCAAGCCGGAGCCGGAGAAGCGGGAGGAGGCACCGAUGUGCGAGGUCCACCCGGAGGAGCGGAUCAACAUCUACUGCGUGACACACGCCCUGCCCACCUGCUCCAUGUGCAAGGUGUUCGGGGCGCACAAGGACUGCGAGGUGGCCCCCCUCACCAGCGUCUACCAGACCCAGAAGACGGAGCUCAAUGACGGGAUAGCCAUGAUCGUCGGCAACAACGACCGGAUGCAGGGCAUCAUCAGCCAGCUGGAGCUGGCCUGCUCCACCAUCGAGGAGAACAGCCGGAGGCAGAAGACCCUUAUCUGUGAGAAGUUCGACGCGCUGUUCCACGCGCUGGAGGAGCGGAAGCAGAGCCUCGGCCAGCGGGUGACGGCGGAACAGGAGGAGAAGCUGGGCUACAUCCGGGGGCUGAGCCAGAGGUACGGGGCCCACCUGGAGGACAGCUGCCGGGCCGUGGAGACGGGGAUCACCGCCAUGGAGGAGCCGGAGAUGGCGCUCUUCCUCCAGGCGGCGAAACCUCUCCUGAAAAAGCUGACAGACGCCGCGAGCACCACCCACCUGGACAAGGUGGAGCCCGGCUACGAGAACAUGGACCACUUCACGGUCAGCUUCAGCAGGGAGCGCCAAGCCCUAAGCGCCAUCGACUUCAUCCACGACGAGGAAGAAGAGGAAGACGACGAAGAGGGGGUCGACGUGGACCCCGCUGGCAGCCCGGCGGUCGCCACGGCUACGCCAUCCCAGCCGAUCCCCUCCGCACAGACUGGAUCCCUCCCUAGCGCACCCAAGACCGCCUCCACCUCAACGUAGCCGUCGGCUCGUUGGACUCAGGCGGUAUCCACGGUUACGAGACGUGUGUGUGUACCACGGUGCGGGGUCGGAGGUGGGAGAUGUAGUUUUUAUGAAAUAAGUUUGACUGUUUAACUUGACUAAAAUGAGAGACUGUGUCCCCCUGUCUCAGAAGGAGCACGUCUUCAGGAUGGACAACCCCCCCUGUGUGUGAAGGCGGGGGUAGAAGGGAUUCUGUGAUAAUGUCCCUCAGCUGAGGUUCUUUGUCAUAUAAAGUGCCUUCAGAGUGGAGGGUUUGUUAAGUUUUGUUAUUUGUAAAGGAGGAAAUGUCAGGUCAACACGUGACGCUAAUGUGCCUGGCUGAACUUCUUCAACGACAGUGCAAUCUUUUAGGGGGCACUCUUUGUUAGGCACUUUUUUGUACACGUAAACUGAUUUCCUUUUUAUCAGUUGGAUCCGUUAGCAUUAGCACAAGAUGGCCGCCUAAUUGGCCCACGUUCUCCAUGCACCACUGGUGACGUUUACCUCCGUUCACGGCUCCGUGCACAGAGCUCGCUAGACACCUUAGUCUCCACAUUGGUAUGAAGUGGGAACGUUUUCCCCUCGGAGAACCCAUCUGGCUCUGGCUGUUAUCAAUCCUUUUUAAUUGUCAUUGGGCAUUCCAACGUAAAGGAAGAAUAAACUUUGUUACUCACUAAAA